Messenger RNA from Helianthus annuus (common sunflower), 1345 nucleotides. RefSeq names its product transmembrane protein 184 homolog DDB_G0279555. The transcript has 4 exons. Lineage: Eukaryota; Viridiplantae; Streptophyta; Magnoliopsida; Asterales; Asteraceae. Gene Ontology annotation, molecular function: transporter activity. Gene Ontology annotation, biological process: transport. The record is from RefSeq and is a predicted model, not a curated record. The coding region runs from base 277 to 1137 and encodes 286 amino acids.
CAAGGCAGGCUAUAAAUAACUUAUUGUUGUUAAACCGUUGAGCAAUAAUAUUUUUAUAUAUAUUUUCUUUAUUAUUUUACCCGCCAAUUUAGAAUCGCCGGAACAAAUUCCGAGAUAGACGGAAAAGUCUCCGAUUUCCCUUCCUCACUCACGGGCAAAUGAAUCGUAAAGAGCAAACCCUAAUCGGUUCGAUCAUCGUUCAACACUUGCUGAAAAUAGUUUAAUUUUCCAUUUGUUUUGUGUAGAUUUAUAUUUUAUAAUUCUGGGUUUCUAACAAUGAAUCGCAAAGAGCAAACCCUAUUUGGUUCCGGAGCCUGUGUAGCGAUCACAGUCAUUUUAUCGUUAAAAUUACUGAUCGAUCACGUCCUAAAUUGGAAGAAACCGAAGGAACAAAAGGCGAUCGUUGUUAUCAUCCUCAUGGCACCUAUCUAUGCUAUUGAUUCAUAUGUUGGUUUGAUCGAAAUUCGUGGCAGUGAAACCUUUUUUGAGUUGUUGGAUUCCAUCAAAGAAUGCUACGAGGCUUUGGUGAUGGCCAAAUUCUUGGCUUUGUUGUAUACUUACUUGGAUAUAUCUAUAAGCAAGAAUAUUGUACCUGAUGAUAUCAAAGGAAGAGUUAUUCACCAUUCAUUCCCAAUGACUCUUUUCCAACCUCAUAAAGUCUAUCUGAACCAUCACAAACUGAAACUCCUCAAGUAUUGGACAUGGCAAUUUGUAGUGAUCCGGCCCGUGUGCUCUGUCGUAAUGAUCGUUCUUCAGCUCCUUGAAAUAUACCCUGAUUGGCUGAGCUGGACAAUCACUAUUAUCUUAAACAUAUCGGUUUCAUUGGCGUUGUAUGCCCUUGUGGCUUUCUACCAUGUAUUCGCUAAAGAAUUAGCCCCACAUAACCCUCUUGCAAAGUUUUUAUGUGUCAAAGGGAUUGUCUUCUUCUGUUAUUGGCAGGGAGUGUUGCUAAGUAUUUUGGCGGCAAUGGAUAUACUCACGCCUGAACAUUAUUGGCUAGAUGCAGCACAUGUUCAGCAAGCACUUCAAAACAUACUGGUGGUUGUGGAGAUGAUAUUUUUUUCGAUAUUUCAAAUGUAUGCGUAUAGUGCUGCUCCAUACAAAGGCAAAGUUGUCAAAGAAAAGAAGAAAGAAUGAUUGAGAAUAGUAUCAUUGUCAUAUGCAGAAAUAAUGUUGGUAAAGCUUCUAUAUUUGUUCACUUUAGACAUCAUGUGACUUACCCUUACAUGGUUUUGUUUUGGUUUUCACUAACAUUGUUAUGUAAACCGAAUGUCAAAGGGGGUCUGGGGAGCCGGUUGACCCUAUGAGCGAUAAUAUUCUUUUAUAAAUAGGGCAUCUGAUAUUA